CAGAAAUCUGAAACCACUUUGAGAACUUAUAGCGCAGCAUUUACUGAGAAAAAUGGCCAAACGGUUUCAUCUUUAAUGAAUGAAUCACAGGCUGAGAACCAGAAAUCUGGAUUCUGUUAUGCACAGGGAGAAGAGUCCAGUGAUGUGGACGGCACAACCAAUUUAACAGGGACAACUCUAAGAGCAUCUAAAGAGGAUCAAUUUUCUGAGAACUAUGGUGACCUAAACGAGUCACCCAUGACAGCCAGUAGCCAGCCUCAGAUGUAUCAUUCAGCUGUGAGAAAUUCCCAGAAAAUAUUGGUCUGCACCUCCACUCAUAAUUCC
Molecule: messenger RNA, 324 nt
Organism: Lymnaea stagnalis (great pond snail)
Lineage: Eukaryota; Metazoa; Mollusca; Gastropoda; Lymnaeidae
Source: the annotation of a GenBank genome assembly